GAUGAAAAAUACCAACGACUGAAGAGCAACGUCUGGUUAACUAUGUCAUGGUACGACUACAGAAUUGCCUGGAAUCCCAGUGAAUUUGCUGACAUCAAGUCCAUCAACAUAGCCGCCCACAAACUCUGGAAGCCGGAUAUUGUUGUAAUGAACAAUGUUGAUGGUGAAUUUGAGGCGGUUUGGAAGCCAAACACCAUUCUUCACAGUGAUGGACGUGUACUUUGGAUACCACCUGCCAUUUUCAAAACCGCCUGUGAAAUUGAUGUGCGAUACUUCCCAUUUGAUCAACAAACCUGUCACAUGGAUCUUGGAAGUUGGACUUAUACUAACAAAGAGGUUGAACUUCAAUUCUACGUUAAUCAGACAAACAUUGACCUCUCCGACUACGUGAAGAGCGGCAUGUGGGACUUUGUAGAAGGACCAGUCUCUUCCACUCAUCGCCGUGGCAGCGUUUCCAAUCGUCCCACCACCGCUCGUCUGACCUUUAAAAUUGUGCUUCGUCGAAAACCCCUCUUUUACAUCACCAACAUCAUCAUUCCCUGCGUAUUAAUUUCCAUACUGGGUGUUUGUGUUUUCUGUUUGCCCGCAGACGCAGGAGAAAAGAUAACUCUUUCAAUCAGUAUUUUGGUGACCCUUGUAGUUUACAUGAUUCUAGUGAGUAAGAUACUACCUGCAGGUCCAAAAAGCAUUCCCCUACUGUCACAAUUUCUACUCUUCACAUUUGCAAUGACCUUUUUGGCACUGUGCAUCACAGCUGCGGUGAUAAUUAAUCUGAAUCAUUGCAACCCGAAAAGUCACCCCACUGUUCCUCUGUGGGUUCAACGCAGCUGCAUGGAUUGGCUGUCGCCUGUUCUCUGUUUGCAAAGGUUCGACGAAAUACGAAUUAGGUAUUUACGCCACCCAUUAUCGACAGGAGAAGUUCAGAUGGAGAACGAGAGUGAAUCGGAGACAAGUGCCUUGGAGGAUGAAUCUACUCCAAGCCUAAACACCAUUAUCAAGAGCGUGAAGCGUAUUACAAAGCACGUAAUGGCCGAAGAAAGGGAAAAGCAGGUGCGGGAGAAUUGGAAACACGUAACGUCAGCAAUCGACCGAGUUCAACUAAUUAUUUUUACAUGCGUGACCGUCUCUGGGACGCUUAUAAUCCUCUUCAGUGCGCCAUACAUUUUCGCAGAAAUCGACCAGGCAUCCAUCAUCAGGAAAUUUUCCUAUAACAGGAGGGACUUGCAGUGA
This is a messenger RNA of Hydatigera taeniaeformis, 1230 nucleotides long. The record is from the annotation of a GenBank genome assembly. NCBI's taxonomy places the organism in Eukaryota, Metazoa, Platyhelminthes, Cestoda, Cyclophyllidea, Taeniidae.